Perca flavescens (yellow perch) is the source of this 713-nucleotide messenger RNA. RefSeq lists its product as uncharacterized. The transcript has 3 exons. The record is from RefSeq and is a predicted model, not a curated record. NCBI's taxonomy places the organism in Eukaryota, Metazoa, Chordata, Actinopteri, Perciformes, Percidae. The coding region runs from base 78 to 713 and encodes 211 amino acids. Gene Ontology annotation, cellular component: external side of plasma membrane. Gene Ontology annotation, biological process: negative regulation of T cell proliferation; T cell costimulation; immune response.
UCUCUGUCCUGUAAUAAGUGAACUCUGAGCUCAUGUGUUUGUGACUCUUCACCUCUGUCUCCUCUCACAGGGAGAAGAUGAUCUGCAGCAUCCUGCUGCUCAUCAUCCUGACCUCCUGUGUCUCUGGAACAUUAGUAGUGAAUGUGACCCAGACCUCCUAUCAGGCAGAGGAGAACCACCACAUCACACUGGAGUGGACCUUCACAACCAACCCUCACACUUCCUCCAACUCUCUUAAUAUCUUCUGUGAACUGUUAACUGAUCUCAAGAAUCUAGUCCUGUUUCAUCUCCAUGAAGGAGUUGAGGUCCCAGAGUCUCAGGAUGAACAGUUUGCAGGACGAGUCCAGUGGGACAAAGACGUCCUCAGAGAAGGACGACUCAGACUUCAUGUGUCCAGACUCAGGACUAAUGAUUCAGGACUGUACCUGUGUGAUGUGCUCACAAGUUAUGGGAGUAACUCUGGUAGAUGUUGGCUCAAUGUCACUGCAGCGAGGGAUCGGCCUGAACCUGAGACACCAAACACAACAAGUCCACCACAACCAGAGAGUCGGGUAAGGAUCGGUCUCUACUGUGGACUGGGACUGACAGCAGCUCUGCUGGCUCUCUUCUUAGUCUUCAGUCUUUGUUUUACCAAAUCUACUGAUAAUAAAAGAAAUCACCUACAGUUUUGCAGCCGUGUCGAGUUUAUCAGAGAAACGAGCCAUCAGGACUAA